GCCCACAUGCUCGAGACCCGCCUGGUGGACCCCAGCAGCUACCGCACCAGCAGCGAGGACAGCGGCAGAGGCGGCAGCGGGGGUUCGAGCAGCAGCAGUAGAGCCGACAGCCUGAUGGACCAGCGGCUUCCCUCCUGACGGGGCACGUGCCAGGAUCGACAACAAGCUGUCGACGAUGCAGAAGGCACUCGACACCAACUCCAUCUCCGCUGCGCCGGAUGAGCUUAUCGCCGCCGCCUCCGAGAGCUACCGCGUGGGCGUGAAGGUUCCGAGGGAGCAGGUGCUGGAGAAGACGCCAGUCCUCGACCAGCUGCAAGAAUCCGUGGACUCUUUACGCGAGUCCGUGAGCUCCAUGGACCGCCGGCUGCAGUUCCACAUGGCCUACGUCUCCGGGGACCUCGAGACGCUCUCAGGAUCGGUGAGGGACAUCCACGACGCCAUCCUGGAGGAGCAGCAUCCUACCACCAUGCACACGGUGCCUCCCGGAAGCAAUACGACCCGCCAGUCAGCUCCUCUGAACAAGAUUGACUCCCUCGUGAACAAGAUGUCCCCCAUGGAAACAGUGUGGGAGAAAAUGGAAGAGGUGUGGGACGUCGUGGUUGGCACCAAGAGUUCCGUCGACGUGCUGGUGCCAAAGAGCGAGGCACUCCUGAACACGUCGCAGAGACAGGAGAGGGCCAUCUCGACCAUCCAAUCCGACCUCACAGAAAAGGCUAAUCGCAUUAUCCACAAUCUUGGACAGGUCGAGGAGCGCCUGAAGACGAUGCCCGUGGACGGAAAGCCCCAACGUGACCACAUCAACCCCGUGUCCCUUCUCCACCGCUCGACCCAAGGCCACGUGCAGGACGACGCACCCAUCGAGAUAGACCCGCCCUUCGACCUCCUGGACCAAGCUUCCUUACAGACCUAUUUACUGGAGAGGAAUGUAACAGAUGCGCCCACCACCACUGAGAGAACGCCCGUGGGUCCCUCCGGCUUGGUGUUCCCAUCCGUUCAGAAGAAGCCGGUGAUUCUCAACACCACGUUCAUGAUCAACGAACUGAACGACCAGAAGAAGCAAGGGUAUUCGUGCGGUGACCUCAGCAAGAGAGGCAUGGUAGAGAGUGGGACUUACUAUCUCAAGAUCCGUGGAACAACUUACUGGUUCUUGAAGGUCUACUGCGAUAUGGACACUGCUGGAGGUGGAUGGACGGUGAUCCAACGCCGCGACGACUACGGCGAGCCCCGCGAGACCUUCAACCGCGAGUGGGACGACUACAAGCACGGAUUCGGCAACCCAGAGGCGGAGUUCUGGCUCGGGAACGAAAACAUCUACAUGCUCACCAACACGGACGACUACGUACUGAGGGUCGAGCUGGAGGACUUCGACGGAAAUAGGAGAUACGCCGAGUAUUCAACGUUCAAACUGCACAGCGAGCAAGAGAUGUACAAACUGGAGAUUGGUGGCUAUUCGGGCAACGCAGGGGACUCCCUCAACGACCCGUGGUAUGGGUCCAAUCUCAGCCCAUUCUCUACUGUCAACAGAGACAACGACCGAUCGAGCCUCAACUGCGCGUCCAUGCUGAAGGGGGGGUGGUGGUGGAGAUCCUGUGGCAGAGGACUCAAUGGUCUCUACCUGACGGAUCCCAAUGACUUGUCGGCUCGGCAAGGAAUCGUGUGGUUCAGAUGGAGAGGCUGGGACUACACCCUCAAGAAAUCCGUCCUCAUGAUCAGACCCAAAACCCACAGUAAGGGAAACCAACAGUCGUAAGAAAAAAAGAAGACGAAAAAAAGAAAAAAGGAAAAAAAUAAAAUAUAUAGAGGAAAAGGAACUUAAAGGAACUCCGAGAGAGAACACUAUGUCUUGGGAUUGACUGAAAGAGAGUGAUAACUGAACUAUUAGAUGCACCUUUUUUUUUUGUAUCCAACUCGUGAAUUGUUAUUGAAAUAUUGGCACUUUCGGGGUUGAUUUUAUAAUCGCUUGUAGGGGAUUAAUGCAGGUGCAGACGAAAAAGAAAAAAAAAAUUGUAAAAAAAA
Penaeus vannamei (Pacific white shrimp) is the source of this 2016-nucleotide messenger RNA. The record is from RefSeq and is a predicted model, not a curated record. Lineage: Eukaryota; Metazoa; Arthropoda; Malacostraca; Decapoda; Penaeidae.